Aspergillus heteromorphus CBS 117.55 is the source of this 1095-nucleotide messenger RNA. Its product is annotated as glycoside hydrolase family 16 protein. NCBI's taxonomy places the organism in Eukaryota, Fungi, Ascomycota, Eurotiomycetes, Eurotiales, Aspergillaceae. The record is from RefSeq and is a predicted model, not a curated record. Gene Ontology annotation, cellular component: fungal-type cell wall. Gene Ontology annotation, molecular function: hydrolase activity, hydrolyzing O-glycosyl compounds; glycosyltransferase activity. The transcript has 3 exons. Gene Ontology annotation, biological process: fungal-type cell wall organization; carbohydrate metabolic process. Bases 1 to 1011 code for a protein of 336 amino acids.
AUGAAGUCGUAUAUGCAGUGGGCAGUGGCCCUCGCUGCCGCGCUGCCGCUCUGCGCGGCCCAGACAUACACCAGCUGCAACCCGUUGAACGAAACCUGCCCUGCCGAUAAGGGUCUGAACCAGUGGUCCUUCGAAUCCAACUUCACCACUGGCGCAUCGUCCUUCGAUGGGUGGAACUUUACCGACGGCAAAGUGAACAGCACCUCUCUGGGCGCCAAGUUCGAGAUCAAGGCGGAAGGCGAUGCGCCCACGAUCGAAAGUGACUUCUACAUCUUCUUCGGCUAUGUCGAGGUCAAGUUCCGGGCUGCCAACGGCACGGGCAUUAUCAGCACGAGUGUGAUGGAGUCCGACUGCCUGGACGAGAUCGACUGGGAGCAAGUCAGCACCUGGGAUAACGAGGUCCAGACCGAUUACUUCGGCAAGGGCAACACCACCGCGGGCGGUCGCUCCGCCACCUUGAACGUCACCGACUCCGAGGAAGAGUUCCACACCUACGCGGUCGACUGGACCACCGAGAAGAUCGAGUGGAUCCUGGACGGAGUUGUCCAGAAGACGGUCACCUACGAGGAAGCCGUCGAUGGCACGAACUUCCCCCAGACGCCCAUGAACAUCCGCAUCGGUAUCUGGGCCGGUGGUGACCCGGACAACUCGAUCGGAACCAUCGAAUGGGCCGGUGGCGAGACAGACUACAGCGAAGGGCCGUUCAUCAUGUACCUGGAGUCGGUCAAGAUCAUCAACUACAACCCGGCCGAGAGCUAUACCUACACCGACAAGACGGGCGACUACACCAGUAUCAAGGCGGCCAACACCACCUCGUCUAACUCGACCACCACCUCGUCCAAGUCCACCAACUCGUCCUCCAGCUCCAACUCCUCCAGCUCCUCCUCCGGCUCGUCCGCCAGCUCCUCCAGCGGAUUGUCCAGCAGCGCAGCGACCGGUCUCUCUGCCUCCUUCGGGUCCCUGGUCGCGAUUGUCGGGGCUGGGCUCCUGACCGGGCUCCUUCAGCUCUAGAGGCCUCGCUUACACCUUCUGACUGUGCUGUGCUGUACCCCUACCCUCCCUGCUGUAAUGCAUCUGCAACUUGCAGCUCGCAAC